Molecule: messenger RNA, 1158 nt
Organism: Aspergillus viridinutans
Lineage: Eukaryota; Fungi; Ascomycota; Eurotiomycetes; Eurotiales; Aspergillaceae
Exons: 2
Coding region: 1-1158 (385 amino acids)
Source: RefSeq, a predicted model, not a curated record
AUGGCCGUCCCUGCCUGCUCCCAGUGUAGAAGAGCUGGCAAGGAAUGUGUGGGCUACCGAGAUGAGCUGCCUCUGUUGUUCAGAGACGAGAAUGCUCGCACCAUCAGACGAGCUACAGCUGCCAAGGUUCGAUCCAGAGCUCAAAGAAAGGAUGCAGGAUGCGAUUCCACUUCUUCACCUGGUUUGCAGCUUAUGAGGUCUGGUCAUGGGACUAUCACGGCUACCUCAUUACCCUCAACCUUGCCAUGCCUUGACAUGGACAAUCUUGGGCUCCAAUUCUUCGUCUAUCAUUUCUCCACUUACGCCUGGGCCGGCCGAUACCCACCUCAGCCCAUUGCAUCUCCUUUUAUGCACCGAGUCAGUGAAGACGAGAUGCUAAGAAGUGCGGUCGCUUCGGUCGGUUUAGCUGCCCUCUCGAAUAUUCGAAAGGAUGAGGCGAUCUUACGUGGAGCACGCCAGCAGUAUGGCCAAGCCAUCAGAGUAAUCCAGAACGCAUUGCGAUCUAAGAAGGCUUACCUACUGGAGGAUACCAUGAAGAUGAUUUUGAUGGUGGCUCUAUUUGAGAUUGUUGACGCCAGCCCGACGUCAAAGUUAUCAUGGAUUGUGCAUUUGCAAGGUGUAGCAGCCUUGCGGAAUCGGUCACCGCGAGACUUCUUCCGCAAGAACCAUCGUGUUCAUAUCAUGUUCACAUUUACUUUGAUUUUCAAAUACUUUCAGACCGGAGGACGGUUUCCAUUGGAGUUAGAAAGUAGGUCGGCGCCGGAUAUACCGGUUGAGGCCGACGAUGAUCUUCCUGCCGUCUCACUGAUCGAGAUCCUCCUCAAAUUCAUCCGUCUGCGGGCCUGUCUCGUUGAUUACAAUGAUCAGCCAAUAGGUAAUGCUUUGACGGAGGCACUGGCCUGCGAAAUGCAACUCGAGGUCUGGUCAACUAGCCUUCCUGCCAAAUUUGGUUGCAUGGAGAAAGUUUCAACAGACACCUCGCAAUACUUCCAUGGUCGCUUCCACCUUUAUCAGGACGUCUGGGCUUCGCGAAUUUUAAUCUAUUAUCGCGUGGGCCGUCGCCUGGUGAACGAGCUGAUAUUACACCUCGCGUCCAGAUGUGAGACCUCAACGGAGCAAAUACUAGAGACGGCUCAUGCCAGAAAUACGAUUAUUUAG